Molecule: messenger RNA, 3453 nt
Organism: Diprion similis
Lineage: Eukaryota; Metazoa; Arthropoda; Insecta; Hymenoptera; Diprionidae
Gene: Wsck
Product: putative tyrosine-protein kinase Wsck
Exons: 4
Coding region: 400-2547 (715 amino acids)
Biological process (GO): cell surface receptor protein tyrosine kinase signaling pathway; protein phosphorylation; positive regulation of kinase activity
Cellular component (GO): signaling receptor complex
Molecular function (GO): protein binding; ATP binding; transmembrane receptor protein tyrosine kinase activity
Source: RefSeq, a predicted model, not a curated record
AACUCUCAAUACAAACGCGUCUUUGAGUCGCAGGGAUUGGCCAGAUCUGAGUUUGGGGUCUGCGCAGUGAAGCCGUGUAUAAAUCGAUCCUAAGAACCAUAAACCGCACAGGUACUCGCGCAGUCGCUGCAAAUGGCUGACGCACGAAUAACAACAACAGGAGGGAGCUGCCACCGCGCCCAUAGUCACAGUGUGUGAAUCUUGUCAUAGCCUAUAAGUAAGUCUUGUUAGUUUUGUCAGUGGUCAGUGUAUCAUCGACAAUCGACACCCGGUUCUCCGCGUUGUCUUUAAAAACAAUUAGGACCGGUUCGUUCGAGUAAUAUGAAUGAAAAAUAGACGAUCAACUGAACAAACUCAACUGUGAACAUACCUGAAUAAUCAGUCACGCGGAAUGAAACAAUGAUUGGUCUCUGGAUACUGGCUUCGUUGCUUGGCGGCAUCGCUCUUGCUCAGGAGGCUUACGACUACAAGGGAUGUUUCCGGAACCUGGAGGCCAAUCUGGACUUUCCAGUACUGGCAGUCAGUCAUCCAAGCUCGCCAUCCGAAUGUAUUCGGGAAUGCGGUUCCCGAUAUUACAUGUUUGCAGGUCUGAUGAACGACCAGCAAUGCUACUGUGGCAGCGAAUACGGAAGAAAUGGUCUUUCAUCAGGGUGCACCGUCUAUUGUGUAGCUGAGCCCACUGCCCUGUGCGGUUCACUUGACUCUGUAAGCGUUUACAGCACUGGGCAAAAAGGUCCAAGUCCACCAAGGCACAUCCAACUCAUCCGCAACGAGCCGGGAGCGCUUCAGAUAACCUGGGAGCCCCCGAACAUCCCGAAUGGUAAGCUGGUAGCUUACAACCUGCGAGCAGUCUCUUUGCAGACGUACGCCUCCGGUCCCCUGCCCCCCCUUGAAAGCCAGGUGGAGGGCGGUUUCGCGAACAUGACGACAAUGCGGGGUCUGCAGCCUGGCACGAAGUACAACGUGUCUAUAGUUGCGGUGAACACUCACGGUAGUGGAUCGGCGGCUUACUCCACAAACUGGACGCUAAUCGGCCCUCCGGACAAGCCGGGCACCCCGGUGAUCAUCAACAAGACAAACACUACGGUCACCGUUAUGCUAGCCAAGGGUUCGAGCGGAUCGGGCCCGGUGAGUCGGUACCAAGUGGUCGUCGUCAGGGCAGGAACGAUCCCACCGACGGACAGUGACGAGACUUAUCCAGGCUACGAAGAGUCCAGGGAGGAGGGCUUGGGCUACUACGUCGCCGGGCAGUUCGAAGCCGGUGACUACGAACGGUACAAGAACUUCACCGUCGGGGACGGCAGGAGGAAUGGUCGCUUCUACAAUGCACCGUUGGACAUGCGAUCUUCGAUGCCGCAGAUCGGGCUGGUUGUGACGUCUGAGAUCGGGGACGAGAAGAAGUACAGCUUUUCGGAGUUGACCAAUGCCGUUCCGGUGAGCCUGAAAGCCCCCAAGCCCAGAGGUUCCAGCGUGACUGUGGUCGUCCUCUAUGUGGCCAUCGUCCUCCUGGGGGUCCUGCUCCUCGCUUCCAUCCUGACCUACGUCAUCCUGCGGCGGCGGCACGCCAGGAGCCGGGCCAAGCACUCGUCCGAACAACAGGAGCUCACGCUUCAGGGGCCUAUUUGUGAGGUGGACAAUAUGGCGUACGUGCCUGAGGAUGUGCCCGAGCGGAAGAACCACUAUCAGGACUUGAAGAGCAAGGUGUGGAGCAUACCGAAGAACUUUCUGGUCAUCGACGCGGCCGUUGUUCGCCGUGGACGAUUUGGGUCCGUCCAUAUGGGUACGGUGCAGAUAAACGGUGCCCCGAAGACCGCCACGGUUCACACCAUAGCUGACGGCCUCCUCAGGGCCUCGGAGAAGAAGGCGAUGCUGAGGGAACUCGACGUUUGCAUAAGGGUGGGAAGCCACAUCAAUUUGGCGGGACUUAUCGGCACCUGUGAGACUCCUGAUUCGCUCUACGUCGUCAUCGAGAUGCCGCCGCAGACCCUGAAGAACCGAUUGCUUGCCGCGAGGUCCGGUGAUCCUCUACCUCCUAACCAGAUACUCUCCGUCGGUGUGUCCGUCGCCUCCGCGUUGCUUCACCUACAGAAUCACAAGAUCGUUCACACCUGUCUCUGUGCCAGGAGCGUCGGCCUCGAAAGCGACGGAACCCCGAAGCUGAUGGGACACGGGAUAGCGAAGUAUGCUCUUGAGGACAUCAAGUACAUCCGGUGGACGGCCCUAGAGCUCCUGAACAACGAGAAGAAGCACCAAGAGGGCGUCGUCUGGGCCUUCGGAGUCCUUUUGUGGGAGAUAUUCAGCAUGGGGGGGACACCUUACGCGCAUUUGGUCGGUGAUGACGAGGUCGAGAAUGCCAUCAGGCGACACGUCAGGCUACCUCAGCUCAGGGACAUGCCGGAUCCAUUUUACGAAGUGAUGCUGUCCUGCUGGAGCGCCAAUCGGGACGAAAGACCGACGUUCGAGGAACUCGUCAGAAUUGACACCCUAAGCGUCUGCCCGAUCACAUCUGUUACGGAACCUUACAUCCCGGAAUUGGAGCUGAAUUAGCAUUCGGUCGAUCAGUAUUUCGCUUCGCAUAGAUCUGCAUGAACCAUCUUUUAUCACAGUCCAAGGCCAAUCAACCCUGAACGAUUACUAUGCGUGGAACGUUUUCGUUCAAUGGCUAUUGAAAGAGAAAAAGUGAAAGAGCAUUUAAUGAAUCGUUUGUUCCUGUAGUCAGGAACGUUUUGAAUCCUCAUCAGUUAAAGCAUUUGUAUGUUUUUGCAUUCAGUAACGCGAGAAUAUUUGCCUCUAGAAUAGUUUUAACAAAGAAGCGUGUUGCGGCCUGCGUUUUAUACCAGAAGUAUAUUAAUAACUGAAUCUAUACAAGGUACCUUAAUUUGAGCUUUUAGUCGCGCUGGUUUGCCAAAACCAUUCCAUUGUUUCCAUUUGACGGAAGGGAAGAGAAUUAUUUUCUUAUUCUUUCUUUUCUUUGAAACAAAUAGAUCUGACUAAGCGAUGUCGCAUAUUGAUACCCAAGGUUGAUACACUGUACUUCACGAUUCCGUCCAAAUAAUACUGAUUCUUUGCAAUCAGUAUACGUAGAAUAAGUUGUAAGCUAGUUGAGAAAUUAUAUAUUUACUAUUGAAUCAUAGUGAAGUCUUAAUUAUUCGCACUUUUUAUUCGACUUUUUUAUUAUUAUUAUAAUUAUUAUUAUUAAUGUGAUUAUUUUGUGAGUUUUAUACAAUCUUUUUCGUAGCCAAAUACUCAUUUCACGAGCUGACAUAAUAAUAUGUAAUGCGAGAGAAUUCGCGAUUUGUACGCCUUAUACAUAGAAAAUAUUCGUUUUCACUACUAUACAAAACAUAUUAUACAUAAUUCAAAAUCGUAGACUUUUCCAACGCCACUAUACAUAUUGUAUAAUAGUUAUCGAUAAGAUUUAAUUUUUGAAUAUAUAUAUAUAUAUAUAUAUAU